UAUUCAUAGUUAAUAUAAAUAAACACUCUUAAGAGCAAACUAUAUUGUGAGAUUUUUCAACGAGGAAGAGUUCCCAUAGCGUUUUUCAUUUGCAUGCUGACAAACUCUGUUGAUCUACGUCUGCGAGUGACAUUUAUUUGAGAAUCAUCGACUUUAAAAAACACAAAAAAUCGAUAAUCUAAAAGUAGGAUAUUUUACUAUACGGUAAUAACGCUGUUUUCAUAUAUUGUAGCAUAUAUUGCUUACAUCAGCAUUCGUUUAAUAUGGAAGAUUACGAAAUUUCUGCUCCUUGUUUGCUAGAUGAUCUAAUGGAAGCCACCAUCAUUGGCUCUGACGUUGGGUUCGGAACGGAGAGUGACCCGCUCUUCGGCUUCAAUCAGAAAAGUUCGCCAAGUCACCAGUCUGACAGUGGCUGCUCGGAUCUCUUUGACAUGGAUGAAAGGUCUGUAUCACCCUCCAGUGGUGUUGGUUUGUUUGAAGUAUCGCCAGAUGAGGGUUCUACUGUUAAGCUGUUUGAUUUCGAUGCAAUUGCAACUGAGUCCGUCUGCAGUUUUGAUGAAAAUGAGUUAGAAAACGAGUUGGAAGGGUAUCUUUGUAGUGCUUCUAGUAACAGAGGUAAAAGAAGUGUCAGAUCAGUUCUGACUGAUGGUGGCAAUAACUCACGACCUCAAUCGGAUGACUCUGAAAUUGAUGUUGAAUCUGAAAAGGAUGACCCUACAUAUGUUCCUUGCAAGCCUAAUACUAGGGUAAUUUGGUCAAAGGCUGUUACAGGGUCCAAGGCGGUUGUUCCAAAAGCUAACAUUAUUAAAAUGCCAUCUGUUGUUGCAAGGCCAGCUGAGGUUCAUGUUUUGCCAGCAACAUCCACUACAUUCUUGAAGAAAGGGCAGGGGGAAGGUUUUAAACCAGCUGUCAAAGUUGUUAAGGUCAUCAAGACUGCUGCACAGUCAAAGCAAGACAUUGACAAUGAAUUGUUUCAAGCCCUGGAUGAAAGAAACAAGAAAAAUGCUGUUCAGGCAAAAUUAAACAGGGAGAAGAAAAAGGCAUACAUCAAUAGCUUACAGGAUGAAAUAGAAAAGCUGAGAGAAGAAAAUGCGACUAUCCAAGCUGCUAGGCAGAAAGACAUAACAGAGAAGAAGGCUCUUCUAGAGGAAGUUGAAUAUUUGAAAAGUGUACUUGCAAAUGAGAGUGCUAUUGCUGGGCUCCUUAAAAAUAUUGGUAAUGUUAACAAUGUGAAGUUGUCAACAUCAUUUGGUAAGAAGAGAAAUGCAGAUCUUGAUGAUCAUGAUUACAGUAAUGUUUCUCAAAAAAAAUCCAGGAAUGCAAAAACCGCAGGUGUUUGUCUGCAUGUUGAUGAUGGAAGUGUAUCGCUUGAAUUUUGCUCAAAGUGUUCCUCUAUGUCGAAAUCUAGUGAUUCAUGAAUCACUUUGGUGUAACGUUAUUAAAGUCUUAUGCAUUAAGUGCUAUAACAGUGGAAUGGUAAGAUCGAGUAUCUCAAUGAAGCUGGUUUGUUGAACAUGAGUCAUGACAAAGGAAACUGGUAGACAGGAAAUAACAGUGUACAUGUACAUAAUUAAGAUAUUUGUACCAUUUGUAAAUAUGUUUUCUGACCUGUGUGAAACUAAAGCUUUUAAUACUACCUCUUGCACUUACAAAAGAAGCAGGGUUUUUGUAAAAUAUGUAAAUUGUGUUAUGAAAAUAUAUAAAAAAACAACUUGUUUUGUUACAGCUUAACAAUACUAAUGCUAAUGUGAUGUACUAAAAGCUUUAGUUAUGUUAAUUGCUGCGAUAGUUGCUACAGAUGAUUGAAACACAUCAUAAUCUGAUUUACCAGUUUAUA
This is a messenger RNA of Dreissena polymorpha, 1837 nucleotides long. RefSeq lists its product as uncharacterized. The record is from RefSeq and is a predicted model, not a curated record. NCBI's taxonomy places the organism in Eukaryota, Metazoa, Mollusca, Bivalvia, Myida, Dreissenidae. Bases 264 to 1418 code for a protein of 384 amino acids. The transcript has a single exon.